AUGGCCAGACGACUUCUGGACUUCAGGAAGGGUCUUAUAGCCACCCAACACUUUGUGGGCAACCAUGUGAUCACGGUCAUCACCAUCUAUGGCCUGCCGCGGGGACCAACUUGGCCCAAAGCAGCUGAGCUCACAAACUCUAUCUUGGACUUUGUCACAAAAGAGUUUGUUGUGGGCUACCAGGGCAUGAUAAUCAUCAACGGUGACUUCAAUUUUGGCCCCCCUGAACUGCCUUGCUUUGACAUAUGGAGGGCCUAUGGAUUUUGUUCUGCGCAAGAAUAUGCCAAUCAGCGAUGGCACCAAGCAGUUGCACCCACGUGUAAGGGGGCGACAGAGAGAGACUUAUUGUGGAUGUCCACAACGGCUGCAGCACUAUGUCAAAAAGUUGGGGUCAACGAUGUCUUCCAAGACCAUGCCUCGGUCUAUGUCCAGCUCAACAUCGACGCCAUGUCACCGACGCUGAAAAGCUGGCCACGACCACGUGAAAUACCAUGGUCGCAAGUUGAAAUUGAAGAAUGGCACCAACACUGUGAGGGCCUGGGCCUUCAUGACCACUCAGAUCCCACGCAAGCCAUGAAAGAGCUCGCCAAUUCUUUUGAAAGUUCCAUAGCGGGAUAUGUACAAGACUUCCCGGCCAAGACCCUUUCUCCUGCGCACUGUGGGCGUGCACAGCGACUUCAACCGACAAGCCGAAAAACAUCGUCCAGAACCUGUAGGGCAAGCAGACCGGGCGAAGCUUUGCUGGUGGAUGACUUGGUGGGUCAAGCCGUUAUUUUGGGGCUCCAGUCCUUCCGCCAUGCAGCCUGUGCGGGCAACAUGCACCACGCUGCGGUACAAUAUAGAAUCGAGCUCUGGACGGCCAUCAAACGGGCGAAGGGAUUUGAAGGCUCAUUUUGUCAACGGAAGCCUAGACCUGAUCAAGUCGAGUCUUUUUGGGACACGCAGUCCUAUGAAGUGGUCGCCAUCAAAGAAGACACCAAGGGGGUACUACUCAAACAACCAGUGCCCCACCAUGGAAAUGGACAAUGGUUCUUCCAGGGACAACCCCUGGCUGUGCAUGGCUCCAUUGAAGAACUUCUGAUCUUGGACUCACUUCCUGAAGUUUACCCUGGAGAUCACUUGGACUAUCACCACCAUACGGUCACCACGGACCAAGUGCAUCAUAACCUCAUUGACUUUUGGAACCCAAGAUGGAACUGUGAUGCCCUUCAACAAGAAGAAACUUGGGCCCGUAUGACGAGUUGUGUCAAAGCCUACGUGCCAAAGAUCCCCAUAGUUUUGCCACCGCUGACUGUGGAGACAUGGCGCAAAGCGCUUCAACGGUUCAAACCACAUGCAGCUAGACGAGCAGAUGGAUGGGCCAGAUUGGAUUUGAUCAAAAUGUCCACUACUCAUGCCACCAAACUCUUGAAGAUCCUCACUGCAAUCGAGCAAAGACAGAUGACGUGGCCCAAACAGCUCUUGGAAGGGCUUGUGAUAGCCAUAGAGAAGUGCGAUGGGGCACACAAGCCAAACGAGUUUAGACCCAUCGUUUUGCUUUCCAUCAUCUAUAGAUGCUGGGCCUCCUUGCGUGCGAGACAGAUGCUGCAACAGAUUGAGCCAUUCAUACAUGCUGAUGCACAUGUUUUUUUACCAUCACGUGAGCCAGCACAAACAUGGUUGCAAAUACAAGCGGCAGUUGAAACUUCACUUCAAUCCACGAUGCCAUUAGCUGGAAUUGGAACCGACUUUGUCAAAGCAUUCAACUGCAUUCAAAGAAAGCCGCUAUGGUUUCUGGCCGACGCCUUGGGUAUUCCAGACGGUUUGCUAGGGCCAUGGCAAGAGUUCGCAGCGAAGUUCACACGCAGGUUCCUGGUGUGUAACCAAGUCAGUGACCCUGUGCUGUCUUCCCAGGGUUUUGCAGAAGGAUGCCCGUUGAGCGUCCUGGCAAUGGCUUUGGUGGGUUGGGGGCACCAGAUAUACCAACACCAAUAUGCAGCCAAAGUGCGUCACUUUUCCUUUGUUGACAACAUCUCCAUGCUGGCGCGCCAAGCUGAGCUGGUUGCAUGGGCCUUCUUCACUCUAAAGGCCUUUCUGACAAUGUGGGGGCUAAGCUUGGAUUUGGACAAGACCUAUGCAUGGGGAACAACAACAGCAACGCGCCAACAACUUGGCCAACUUGGGGUGCGUGUUGUGCAAGACUUCAGUGAGCUUGGGGGCACCCUCUCAUUCACAGCGGCACAUCGAGUGCGGUUGUUCAUCAAGAAAGGAGAGACACUGCAUGACAAGUGGCCACAAUUGCGACGAUCAAGGGCACCAUUGGCGCAGCAGAUCAGGGCCUUACCAGUGGUCUUCUGGGCAAAAGCACUAUACAUGGCACUCUGA
Messenger RNA from Cladocopium goreaui, 2364 nucleotides. Lineage: Eukaryota; Dinophyceae; Suessiales; Symbiodiniaceae. The record is from the annotation of a GenBank genome assembly.